AUGUGGAAGAAAGUUCUGAAAACUCGGGAGAUAGCUAAGAAGUUAUACCGAGUAGAAGUUCGAAAUGGGAAAAGCACUUCUUUUUGGCAUGAAAGUUGGUCAUCUCUUGGAUGCUUGAAGGAUUUACUGGGUAAUGGUAAUCCCUUUGAUUUGGGAAUCUCAAUUGAAGCUACAGUGGAGGAUAGCUGGAAACAUAGAAGAAGAAAUCACCGUGUUCUUAUUCUAAACAGAGUAGAAGAAGAGAUUGAGAGUUGCAAAAUUAAGAGAACGCAAGAGGAGGAUAUGUCAUUGUGGAUGAAUUCAAAAGGUCAUUACAAGAGAUCAUUCUCUUCUCGUGAAACAUGGAGAGCUACAAGAGAGAUCCAUCAACAAUGUCAAUGGCAUAAGGAGGUUUGGUUUAAAUAUGCCACGCCAAAAUACUCUUUUAUAUUAUGGCUUGCUAUGAAAGGAAGAAUGACAACAGGGGAUCGCAUGAGAAACUGGAAUGGUGGAGCUAACAUAAACGUAUCUUGCGUUCUAUGUAAUGAGCCACUAGAAACAGUUGAGCAUCUCUUCUUUGAGUGUAUAUAUUCAGCAGAGAUUUGGGAAACAUUGAUGAAGGGGGUUCUACUAGAUAAACUUACAGUAAAAUGGGAGGAGUUGAUGAGAAUAAUGAGAGACAGUUCGAAUGGGAAGAUGAAACUGUUCAUCAUUAAGUAUGUGUUUCAGACUUCAGUAAACAUGAUAUGGAGGGAGAGGAACAGAAGAAGGCAUGGAGAGAAGGCCUCGACAACGAGUUUGCUUAUAAAGCUCAUUGAUAAAAAUUUGCGGAACAAGCUUACACUUGUGCAGAGGGAGGGUGAUAUGGAUAUUGGGAAGGGGAUGGUCUAUUGGUUUAGCACAAGAUAG
Molecule: messenger RNA, 888 nt
Organism: Raphanus sativus (radish)
Lineage: Eukaryota; Viridiplantae; Streptophyta; Magnoliopsida; Brassicales; Brassicaceae
Exons: 1
Coding region: 1-888 (295 amino acids)
Source: RefSeq, a predicted model, not a curated record